Molecule: messenger RNA, 2025 nt
Organism: Labeo rohita (rohu)
Lineage: Eukaryota; Metazoa; Chordata; Actinopteri; Cypriniformes; Cyprinidae
Product: cytochrome P450 2G1-like
Biological process (GO): xenobiotic metabolic process
Cellular component (GO): intracellular membrane-bounded organelle; cytoplasm
Molecular function (GO): heme binding; oxidoreductase activity, acting on paired donors, with incorporation or reduction of molecular oxygen, reduced flavin or flavoprotein as one donor, and incorporation of one atom of oxygen; iron ion binding
Source: RefSeq, a predicted model, not a curated record
UGUAUAUAUAGAGCAAAGAACGAAGAGUUAUGGAGAUAUGUUGGAGAACAUAGGACGAUAUAAACUAGGCUGUAAAACAACAAUUUAGAGAAGAGGGAUGGAACUGUCUAGCUCAUUGGUGUUGGUUUUAAUCCUGGUCGUGUUGAUGGUGGUCAGGUGGAAGAGGAAGGCGAGUGGACUUUCUUUGCCCCCGGGGCCACUGGCACUGCCACUGGUUGGCAACUUACCAAUCAUGGACAAGCGUGCACCCUUUAAAAGCUUUAUGCAGUGGAGCAAAACCUACGGGUCUGUGAUGACGGUGUACCUCGGGUCCCAAAGAAUGGUGGUUCUGGUAGGUUACGAUACAGUGAAAGAGGCUCUAGUGGACCAGGCGGAACACUUUACAGGCAGAGCACCCAUUCCCUUUCUGAUCAAAAUUAUGAGAGGCUAUGGUUUGGCCAUCAGUAAUGGAGAUCGCUGGCGUCAGCUGACGUUCACUCUCACCACGCUGAGGGAUUUUGGAAUGGGGCGCAAGCGAAUGGAACAGUGGAUUCAAGAAGAGAGCAGACAUCUGCUGAAGAGCUUUGAGGAAACCAAUGCAACACCAGUUGACCCAGUCUAUUUCCUGAGCCGGACGGUGUCCAACGUGAUCUGUUCCCUGGUGUUUGGGCAGCGCUUUGAUUAUGAAGACAAAAACUUCCUGCACUUGCUCCAGAUCAUCUCCAGGCUCCUGCGCUUUGUCAGCAGCCCCCAGGGUCAGCUGUACAACGUCUUCCCUAAACUAAUGCAUCUCUUGCCUGGUAGACAUCAUGGCAUGUUUAAAGAGAUAGAAGAUGUCAAAGCCUUCGUCAUGCAAAAAAUCAAGGAACAUGAGCAGAAUUUGGAUUUCAGUGACCCAAAAGACUUUAUUGACUGUUUUCUUAUCAGACGCAAACAGGAGAAAGACAAUCCUGACACAGAAUUCCACAAGGAUAACAUGUUGGCAACUGUUCUGAACCUGUUUGUAGCUGGUACAGAGACCACCAGCACAACUAUCAGAUAUGCCCUAAUGCUUUUGAUCAAGUACCCCCACAUACAGGAGCAAAUGCACAGGGAGAUUGAUCGAGUUAUUGGACAGAACAGAAUCCCUACAAUGGAUGACAGGAAGUCCCUCCCCUUCACUGAUGCUGUGAUUCAUGAAGUACAGCGCUAUCUGGACAUUGUUCCACUAAAUGUUCCACAUUAUGCAACACAUGACAUCUUGUUUAGAGGUUACAUAAUACCAAAGGACACAGUAAUUAUUCCCAUGUUACACUCUGUCCUGAGGGAUGAGGGACAGUGGGAGGCCCCUUGGACAUUUAAGCCAGAGCACUUUCUGGAUGCCAACGGCAACUUUAAAAAGAAUCCAGCUUUUAUUCCCUUUUCUGCAGGUAAACGCUCUUGUGUUGGUGAAUCUUUGGCACGUAUGGAGCUCUUUCUGUUCAUCGUGUCUCUGCUUCAGAAGUUCAAGUUUAGCAGUCCAAAGGGUCCAGAUGGAGUAGACCCCAGUCCUGAACUCAGCAGCUUUGGCAACAUCCCUCGAUUCUAUGAUCUUAUUGCAUCCCCUCGCUGGGCAACAUAGAUAUUCCACCUUGUCUUAUUUUACAAAAAUGAGGACAUAUUUGGACUUCACAUUAAUGUCAUAUUUGAUCAAAUCAGAGCACCAAGUAUUAAUUACUUUAGUACAAAAUUUCAGGCCGUCUAUCUUUGGGCCAUCGUGCAUUGACAGGGAAGCAAAGCUGAAUUACUGCUGUGUAUGGAACGUGUUGUAUAUAGAAAUUUUUGUGCCUUACCUUGUCUAAAAUUGCAUGAGAUAAAGACUGUUUCCUGCAAAAGAAUGUAUUUCUGCAUAAACUCACAGCGUGAACAGGUCAUUUACUCGAUUGGUCAUUUACUGAUUUUGAAAACCAUUGAUGGAUAAUUCAAACUUUCCAUUAUUUUGCCAUUAUUGUUGAUAUCACAAACUAUGCUAAAUAUGUAAUUAUUAAAAUGUUUUACUUUCUAAAUUGAAAUAAAUAACUAAAUUUA